AUGGGAAACAAGAUGGCGGGAUGGAUUUCCGCGUACACUGGUUUUGCAGGCAAUCUUGUUCGCUUGCCAACGGUGGAACAACUCUCUCCGCGUGUCUUACGCAUCCUGGGAUGUAAUCCUAGCCCCAUGACGCUCCAAGGAACAAAUACCUAUCUUGUCGGGACAGGAAAAAGUCGAGUAUUGAUUGACACAGGAAGUGGUGGUUCAACUGAAUACAUAGCUAAACUCAAAGAAGUAUUAUCAGAAAGUCGGUCUAGUAUUCAAGAGAUUCUCGUCACACAUUGGCACCCAGAUCAUGUGGGAGGAGUUGUUGAUGUUCUUAAGUGCUUAGAUAAUUCAGGUCAUGUGAAAAUUUCAAAGCUUCCACAAGAGGGUGUUGCUGAAGAGAUCAGUGGCACUACUGAGCAUAGGUACAAUUACCUCAAAGAUGGAGAUGAAAUUGUGACAGAAGGAGCAACAUUAAAAGUUUUUCACACCCCUGGUCAUACUACAGACCACAUGAUACUUUAUCUGAAAGAAGAAAAUGCUGUCUUUUCAGGAGACUGUAUCUUGGGUCAAGGUACCACUGUAUUCGAAGAUCUUUACACCUACAUGAAAUCCCUAGAAGUCAUCUUGAACUUGUCUCCAGAUCUUAUCUACCCUGGGCAUGGUCCAGUUAUAGAGGAAGGUGUAACAAAAGUCAAGGAGUAUAUUGAACACAGAAAUGCAAGAGAAAAACAGAUCCUUCAAGCCAUGGGAGAAAGCUUGGAAAAUCCAGUGACUGCAAUGGACAUUGUAAAGAAAGUUUAUGUUGAAACUCCAUGGCACCUUCACAGAGCAGCUGAAAACAAUGUCAACCAUCAUCUAACAAAACUGGAAAAAGAAGGAAAAGUUUACUCAAUUGAGUCAAGCAGUGGGAAAAGAUGGAAGAGCUCUCUGUAAACCUGUUCCGUUGAAAAGAAAAUCAAGUCUGCCUCUUGACAUUUAGUGGCAAAAAAUGGAUUUCUGCACUGAUUCAAGUCAAUCCUAAUUUUAGUCAGGCCAGAUCUCCAGAGAGAAGCUCUAUGGUCUGUUGAUUGCUCAGGCCCUCUCUUCUCUUUUGACAGUGAAAGCAGACAUA
This is a messenger RNA of Pocillopora verrucosa, 1099 nucleotides long. RefSeq names its product endoribonuclease LACTB2-like. Gene Ontology annotation, molecular function: RNA endonuclease activity; single-stranded RNA binding. The record is from RefSeq and is a predicted model, not a curated record. NCBI's taxonomy places the organism in Eukaryota, Metazoa, Cnidaria, Anthozoa, Scleractinia, Pocilloporidae. Gene Ontology annotation, cellular component: mitochondrial matrix.